Molecule: messenger RNA, 5250 nt
Organism: Microtus ochrogaster (prairie vole)
Lineage: Eukaryota; Metazoa; Chordata; Mammalia; Rodentia; Cricetidae
Gene: Vwc2l
Product: von Willebrand factor C domain containing 2 like
Biological process (GO): negative regulation of BMP signaling pathway
Cellular component (GO): AMPA glutamate receptor complex
Molecular function (GO): protein binding
Source: RefSeq, a predicted model, not a curated record
ACGGAGAAUCCCCCCCAUCCCCCAGGCUCGCAUCCGCUGUAUCAAGUGACUGCUUAGACAACACUCCAGCCUGGUCCGCGGAAGCAGCUGGGGGUUUCGACCAAGCUGGGCUUGGAAGCCAGUUGUUGGCGCUGUCCGUGGUGCUGAGGAAUUCCCGGCUGCCGGCAGGAUGAGCUCCGAAUCAGCAGUCUGCAAACUGCUCCCAGCGAUGACAAACCCCAGCUAAAGUUGCGCCUUUGCUUCACGUCUACAGUUAGAAUCUUCUGGUGUGUGAGGAGGGAUCCAGUCAACAUACUGUGGACGAUGCUGUUGGCUCUGCCGGUGGAGUGUGCUUUAAGCUUCAGUAUGCUGUUUCUGUUUGUGAUCCUCAGAGCCUAGCCAAGUCACCUCUACUGCUGUAGCAAACACUGUGUAAGUGAACCCAUGUGUGGAGGAGGCAUAAGCAGCCAGGAAAUUUCAUAGAAGGAUCUAAGAAAAUGCUAAAAAUAAGUUCAACAUGAUUCUGCUACCGGGGUCCGGAUUUCCACAGGACCAGCAUUGCUUCUUGCUUUGAAUUCUGAAGACAGGUCCAAAGCGUAUUUCUUAUGUGUGUCUGCUGUGUUUCUCUCUGGAAGGGUGGGAGACUGCUUCUUGGCUGUGUUUUGAAAUGGGAGGUAGAGAGGAUGGAUUGCCUUUAAUUCAUGCCUGAAAAUGCAUUCUUUGGGUGACUAAAGAGGACCGGCUUUCCUAAGACAUACCUGACCUUUAAGUUCAGAUUGGUCUGUGACCCUCAGUACCACCAUUAACCUCAGAGUGACUAGCCCACCCCCUUACAUUCCCAUGGAAGGAGCUGAGUGUAUUUAAUAUUGGGAGAACAGCCAGAAGCCCGUGAGGAGGGGGAUGGCUCUUCAUAUUCAUGAAGCUUGCAUACUUCUAUUGGUCAUCCCUGGAUUGGUCACCUCUGCUGCCAUCAGUCACGAAGACUAUCCUGCUGAUGAAGGUGACCAGGCUUCCAGUAAUGACAAUCUGAUCUUUGAUGACUAUCGAGGGAAAGGGUGUGUGGAUGACAGCGGCUUUGUAUACAAGUUGGGAGAACGGUUUUUCCCGGGGCAUUCCAACUGUCCAUGUGUCUGUGCUCUAGAUGGACCUGUUUGUGACCAGCCGGAAUGCCCUAAAAUUCAUCCGAAAUGUACAAAAGUGGAACACAAUGGAUGCUGUCCCGAAUGUAAAGAAGUGAAAAACUUUUGUGAAUAUCAUGGAAAAAAUUACAAAAUCUUGGAGGAAUUUAAGCCCUCUCCAUGUGAAUGGUGUCGCUGUGAGCCCAGCAAUGAAGUUCACUGUGUUGUAGCAGACUGCGCAGUUCCUGAGUGUGUCAACCCAAUCUAUGAACCAGAACAGUGUUGUCCUGUCUGCAAAAAUGGUCCAAACUGCUUUGCCGGAACUACAAUAAUUCCAGCUGGCAUUGAAGUGAAAGUGGACGACUGUAACAUCUGCCAUUGUCACAACGGGGACUGGUGGAAACCCGCUCAGUGUUCGAAGCGCGAAUGCCAAGGCAAGCAGCCUCUGUAGGGCAAAUUCCCGAACAGUUACCAGUUCUAGGAAGGGAUGCUAUGGUUUCUACACGGCACAUGUUUAACACUCAACAAAAUGAGCAAACAAACUCCUGCCAGCUACAACAGGGUCACCAGCAAAACCUUCUGGAGUUGACAAAGGUGAUUAUUUUACAAAGAGGAAGUUUCUCUCUCUUUCUCUUGCUAUAUAAAAUAUACAUAGCAUAUAGCUAUCUGCACCACUUUUGUAAUUACCAAUGCUUGAUGGUGACUUGACAACCAAGAUUUUCUGUGACAAGAAAGAAAACCACCUUGGACAGGCUCCCUCCAGAUGAUGCCUGUGACCUGCCAGUUCAUGUCCCUUGACUUACUCCGUUUUUACUCUGCUGUGCAUACUGCACUUUUCUCUUGUGGAUUUUCUACCUUUGGAAUCUAAAGGGGUCAGGAGUGACUGUGCAGUGAAGUUUGUGUUACAUCAGAAGUGUUUGAUAAAGAAACGUUUCGGGGGAGGUAUCCUUUCAGAGGGGGACAAUGUAAGAGUGUCCAAACCAUGGUUCUCUUGGAGGCAAUUAUCAUGUCUGUAGGCUAAGAAACAAAGUAGCAAACUGGGUCCUCUGCAGACUGAGGUGAGGAACCACUGUUCUGUCCAAUAUGUUGGGGCUCACUGUUGAUUCAUAAAAACCACACAUUUCAUAUAUAAAACUUUGAAACUGCCAAUCAGAAACAAGUAGAAUAAGAACACCAUGAGUUGACUGGAGAACCCAAAGAGACAAGUAUUUAAAGCUGUGGUAUAUAUUCACCAGACUUCUUCAUGAUGCCAGCUUUGAGUUUGGUUUAUAAUUAAAUACACCACAAAGCCCAUCUUGUCACCAGGCAAUAUAAAUACCAGAACCAGGGUGAAUAGCCCCCACUGUGAAUUAAUCUUUCUAAACACUUCUAACUUUCCAGUUCCAAAUUGGCUGAAAGCCAGCCCUCUACAGCAGUUUUUAUGGUUCGGGACUGUGUUUACCACAUUACAGUAACAACCACUCAGCCCUAAAUCUAAAAUCCAGAUUCAGGACACUCUUUCCACCUUAAGUGCUGAUGUAAAUUAAAGAUUAGGGUAGAGUGAGUCUUGCACAAUACAAUUUCAUUAGUUGAACAUUUUUAAUGUAUAUAUUAGAUACUGAACUAUUAAAUUGAACUUUUGAAGAGUCUCAAGGUUGCCCUGGUAAUGCUGCUAGUAUAACAAUGGAAAAAAACAAUAAUAAAAGAAAUAUACAGGGUAUCUAAUGCCACCUUCAGUCAAGCGCAAAAUUCACAGCUCUGAGACCACGUGACCCAGUCAUGUAUUCCCACUUUCCAUCCUAAAACCCCUGGUGCAGAUCUAAUCGGGAAAUUUCAAACUUUUCUUCAUAUCCAGUUUUCUUUCCUUCUCCUGUUUUCUGCUCCCAAACCCAGUCUGGUUUGUGUGGUUUCUGUGUAGAGACACAUUACACAGACAGAUGUCUCAAUCUCAGUCUCUGACAUGUGGGGCCAGAUUGGGAGGGGCUAUGCUACACAUUCUUAAGAUGCUAAGUGGCAAUCCUGGAUUUCAGCUGCUAGGUCAAGAACAUCCACCCAGUUAUAUCAACCAAGUGUCCUCAGACAUUGCCAAAAGUCCUCAAGGGGUGUUGGUGGGGAACAAAAUUUUCCCUGGCUCAAAAGCUGUGUCAUUAAGCUGUGUCACUUUUGCAUAUGAUAUACCAGAGAAUUUCAACUGCACACACAUGGCUUUGUUGAGGCCCUGAGCCCUUUAGAUCAUACACAAACAGCAACCCCAGGGUCAACCUCCCCCCCAUCGUGUGGCGCUUCUAAGAGCCACUCUCUGGACAUCAGUUUCUAUAGUCUCAUAAAUUACCUUUCUCACCUAAAGUUGUCGGCCUCUCCUCCCUGAAAGCACCUCCUGUCAUCCAGAAAGAGUUGUCAUUUCCAAAAUGAAUGUGAUGACGAGCCAGACCUGACACUUUUACACACACACUGUGCUUGUGUUGUGAUACAAAUAACCUUCCUGGCACCAUCCAAGGAAGAAUAUCCGGCUGCCAUCCCUUAGAACGCCAAUUUGCUGCAAGGUUGGUGCCUUUCAGUUGCCACUGUGGAUACAUCAUAGAGACAGCCAUGAAUCAUUCACGAGCAAUUCUGCAUGAUUUAUGCCUGCACUCACAAGCAAAGGCGCUGCACACUUCAGCCUGUGUCUAGACAGAGUUGUACUGUACAGCUUUCUUUGCCCUGAGGUUGCCUAUUGACAGUCCCCAAAAUCCACAUUAUUGAGAGGAAAUACUAGUAUUAUUGUCAAUAAUACUAUUAUUAUUAUUAAUGACAGAAAUAGAUAUAAAACUGAAAACAUCACUAAUAGAGCCAUGUAGCAUAGACUUUUUUUGAUUAUUAAGGAGUUAUUAUGUCCUUGUGAGAAACAAAGAAUGUGAAACUUGGGAGCCAAGGUAUAGAAAUGUUGCAUCAAAGUCUAAGACCACUGAUACCCACAGCAAAGAUUCGGUGGGAUAGAUUGUAACAACCGCAGAGAUUCUUCUACAGAGUUCCCUACAGGCAGUCCUUCAAUGGCCUCUAUUACACACUUGACAAGGGGAUUCUCAUCACUGCUCAUGUUGGGUUGGGCCUGGUUUCUUUUGUCUGUUUGUUUUAUUCUUUUGUUUCUUUCAAUUUCACUACACUAUUUCCUAAUACUCCCAAUCACCAAUGCUUUCUCUCUUUUAUAGAAGGACAAGCCUAUACUGUGACAGAAUUUCUCAUAAACUGAUAAGCAUUUAACAACUUCCUUCUAGCCAGGUCCCUGAGAUAUUCUUCCCGAACCUCUGCACACCAGAGUUCUUCUUGUCUCAUCAUCUUGUUGUUGCUGUUGCUGUUGUUUCUUUUGAAGGCUUUGAUUGCAGCCACACAGUCACCUCUUCGUUAUCCUAUCUCUUCUGCCUUCCGGUCUCCGCGUGAGAUUCAGCUAUGUUUGAACAAGGGGUCAGCAUCCGGUGUAUCAGCUGAUGCCUGUUGAACUGAUUCAGCUUCUAAAAGCUUUGAAAAAUGGUGUGCCUGAAAAUUAGUAAGAGAAAGAGAGGGAUAAAAACACUAAAUACUAAACUGUAAAAAAAAAAAAGAGGGGGGAUUCUAGCAACAAUAUUUGAUGUGUAAAAGAAUAUAUUAUUAAAAAAUUAUUUUGUUAAAUAUAAAGUGUGUUACCCAGUGAACAUUGUUUGUGGUAUAUUUUCCUUCCCAAGUUUCUCUUCUUUCCACUCCUUCAAUGAUGAACUCACAAUGGCAUCUGUCAUCCUACAGCACACAUGCCAUUACAGCUGUAGCCAAUAGAAUUAAGCUUUAACUCUGGGAUGUGCCUGCGUGCAUUUUCAGUUUUCAAAAUAUGAUGCAAGGCUGAUAAACUGCCAGUGAGAGUAUUUUAAAUGGUAGGAUGCAAACCUUCCCUUCCGCCCCACCCAUAUGCAGCACUACAGUGUUUGAAUUUCAGGUGUGCCAAGCACAAUGCUGGGCUCGGAGGCCACAGCAUUCUGUUCAGUCUCCAUAACAGACCUGAGAGGAGGGAAUCCUGCCUGUGUUCUAACUACUGAGAAAAAUGAGAAUGUAAAGAGACGAAUGUUUUAUCUAGCAUCAUGCGGUGAGAAGGGGCUGUGCAGAAAUUUAUUAUGAAAUUUUUCAAUCAGAAAAAUAGCAUGCGUGUCCUUUACUUCCUCAUUGUACU